Messenger RNA from Momordica charantia (bitter melon), 1216 nucleotides. Its product is annotated as glyoxylate/hydroxypyruvate reductase HPR3. The record is from RefSeq and is a predicted model, not a curated record. Gene Ontology annotation, molecular function: NAD binding; glyoxylate reductase (NADPH) activity; hydroxypyruvate reductase [NAD(P)H] activity. Gene Ontology annotation, cellular component: cytosol. NCBI's taxonomy places the organism in Eukaryota, Viridiplantae, Streptophyta, Magnoliopsida, Cucurbitales, Cucurbitaceae.
AACAGAUUCCAUGGCGACCAAAAUCCAUGGCGACGAGCUUCCUCAAGUUUUGGUUCUAGGCUCCCCCUGGGUAUUACCCUCUCUCGAAUCCCAAUUCUCACACAGAUUCCAUUUCCUCAAACCAUCCAAUUCCCAAUUCCCACUACUCCAAUUCCUCUCCUCUUACGCCCAAUCCGUCCAAGCCUUGCUCAUCCCAGGCGGCAGUUUCGCCCUAACCUCCGCCAUUCUCGACUGCCUCCCGUCGCUGAAGCUCGCCGUCACCACCAGCGUCGGCGUCGACCACUUGGACUUGCCGGAGUUGCGCCGCCGUGGGAUCGCCGUUGCCUAUGCCGGAAACUUGUACUCUGAAGAUGUCGCCGAUAUGGCGGUUGGAUUGCUAAUCGACGUUCUUAGGAAAGUGUCGGCCGCGGACCGGUUCCUGAGGCAAGGGCUUUGGCCUACCAAUCGGGAGUUUCCUCUUGGAUUGAAGUUGAGCGGGAAACGAAUUGGGAUUGUUGGACUGGGGAAAAUAGGGUGUGAAGUAGCCAAAAGGCUGGAGGGAUUUGGGUGCAAGAUGUCAUAUAACUCAAGGACCAAAAAGCCAUUAGUUCCAUACUCAUACCAUUCCACUGUACAUGAACUGGCAGCAGAGUGUGAAGCUCUGAUCGUCUGUUGUGGGUUAACUGAAGAAACCCGCCAUAUGAUCGACAGGGAGGUGAUGGUUGCAUUGGGAAAAGAUGGUGUGAUAAUCAACGUUGGUCGCGGGGCGAUCAUCGAUGAGAAGGAGCUGAUUGAAUGUCUGUUACAAGGAGAGAUUGGGGGAGCUGGAUUGGAUGUGUUUGAGAAUGAACCUGAAAUUCCAGAAGAGCUGUUUGGGGUUGAUAAUGUUGUGUUGUCGCCACAUGUUGCUGUGAUUACACAUGAAUCUAUGAAGGGAUUGUGUAAGUUGGUGGUGGACAACUUGGAAGCUUUCUUCUCAAAUAAACCUCUUGUGUCUCCCUUUAUGGAUGGAGGUUAGUUUGUAAAGAAUUCAGCUGAUUUGUUUGGGAAAUCUCCUUUAUAUUAAUGCCUAAUUCGAAGCUUGGAUUCAGAGAACAGGGGACAAGUUCACCCAAAACCUUACUGUAUUUAGGCACGAAUUUCGUAUUGAAUAGUUUCAAUUCCUUUUGAAACAGUAGAUUUGAUGAUGAAUCAUUGAAUUGUCUGCUCAAGAUAUCUAUUCCUUUCAUGGCCAUCA